Messenger RNA from Megalops cyprinoides (Indo-Pacific tarpon), 2527 nucleotides. It is a transcript of the gene trim65, whose product is annotated as tripartite motif containing 65. Gene Ontology annotation, molecular function: zinc ion binding; protein binding. Lineage: Eukaryota; Metazoa; Chordata; Actinopteri; Elopiformes; Megalopidae. The transcript has 7 exons. The coding region runs from base 119 to 1660 and encodes 513 amino acids. The record is from RefSeq and is a predicted model, not a curated record.
GCUACAACAGUAGUCUGGCAAUACUCGGUUCCGGGAAAGAAGAAUUACCUCAUAGGAUCCACAACAGCUUCUUUCAGUUGCUUAGGUCAGGGAGUACCGUAGCAGAUCAGACUGAGGUAUGGAGUCUUCAAACCUGUGCUGUGUCAUCUGCUUGGAGCGGUUCAAGGUUCCGGUUACUAUCCCAUGCGGUCACACUUUCUGCCAGGACUGUAUCACUCUUCACUGGGACACGAAGACUGAAGGCGGCAUGGAUAUACAAUGUCCAAUAUGCAAUGAGACAUUCAACCCAAGACCUGCCCUUAAACGAAAUGUGUCCCUGUGUCUUCUGACAGAGACGGCACCCCAUUGUGUAGAGAUCAGAGGUGCUGUCCCAGUAACUAGGCAGGUCAACACCACUGUCCUGCCAGAGGCUCUUUGUGACCGACACAUGAAGCCUCUUGUCAUCUACUGCAGGAAGGACAACCGUUGUGUGUGCUAUGAGUGUGCUAUCAGGGAGUGUAACAACCAUGAAAAAGUUCUGAUGAAGGAUGAAAGGGAAAAACGAGAGGCAAGACUGAGGAAUAAGAGUGGAGAGUUGGAGAAGCAUGUGGAGGAUACCGAGAAAAGCAUCACAGAGCUGACAGAGAAUAUUGCAAAAGCAAGGGUGUCGCUGCAGCAGACGUCCCAGUGGGUGAACGCAAAGUUUUCCCACCUGAUGAAGCUGCUGGUGGAGAAGCAGGAGUCCACCCUGAGUUUCAUAGAGCAAGAGCGGCACACUGCUCUCACUCAGGCCGAAACCCGCCUCAGCACUCUGCAGGACAGAGCCCAGAAGCUGAGGGAGACGCAGGGACAGAUCGCUGCUCUGCAAGCCAUGCCUGACAUCGAGUUUAUUCAGGAAUCAAGGUUAGUUGAGGUCCCGCAGAUGAAAGAAAUCUCUCCGAGUGUCACCACAAACCUUCAGGACAAACUGACUGUAGUCACUGAUGUCUUGUCUCGAAUCUCCAAGCUGGUGUCAGAGGACUUGGAGAAGGCAAUAAAUGCAGCAGUUGGGCAGGACAAACAAGGUUCUCCCCAGGAUAAGCGUCCUGUGUUGGCGGUAGUCCCAAGCCCUGCCACCCCUUGUUACCCAGCUGACAGGGAGGGCCUCAGUGCAUUUCACUGUGCCCUCACCUUUGACCCACGCACAGCCAACGCUCACCUGCAGCUGUCUCAGGGAAACCAGCGGGCGGAGCACCUCACCACAGGGCCGCGCAGAGUCCCCGCCCACGAGGCGCGAUUCGACACCACCUGGCAGGUGCUGUGCUUCCAAGGCUUUACUCACGGCCAGCACUACUGGGAGGUGGAGGUGUCCAAGCCCUGGGCCUACCUGGGGGUGACCUAUCAAGGGAUCCCACGCAAGGAGAAGGGCAAGCGCUGCAUGGUGGGCAUGAACGAGCUGUCCUGGAGCCUGCAGCUGGACGAGAGGCAGCUCAGCGCCUGGCACAACGGCAGGAAGGAGUCUGUGCCGGGACAGCCACAGCAGCACCGUAUCGGGAUGCUACUGGACUACGAGGCUGGGACUCUGACCUACUACGGGGACGGCCAGGCUCGUCUGCACGCCUUUCACUAUGCCUUCUCUGAGGAGCUGUUCCCCGCCUGCUGGAUCGGCGAAGGAGUGAGCGUGACACUCUGUCCGCCCUGACAGCAUCGGCCAACCAAUGCAGCAGCAUUGGUAUCGCUAUGUUUGAAAGCAGACUCUCACUGUGGUCCUCCCCUUUUCCUUUAGUGUGAAGGCUGUGGCAUACAUAGAGGUCAAUACAUACUGUAAGUGAAACUUAACUUCCUGAGUAUAAACAUGUGGUGCAGAGUUACCACGGCUCUUUAGUGCCCGCAGUAUACCUUUCCUUUUAGAGAUUCCAUUCAUGUCUGUAGUGCUGAUCACACCUUUACAGUGCAAAUAUCAGCAUGGUCAUUCUGCAUGAUGCUUUGACUGAGCCAUGUCAAAACCAUAAAAGCACACUCUGGACCUUGAAACGCUGGUCAUUGGACUUUGGACUGAAGAGUUUGGGACACAGUAUUUGCACAAGCCCUUCUUCAGCAUGGGCUGUAGAAAAUUUUUGAAUACUAGAAUGAGAGAAGGGAGUUCUGGUGAACCGCCUCGUCAAGGCUUUUUAUAUGAUGCUCAAAAUCAUGUUCAAAUCUUAACUACUGGUACCAGAAUGAAGUCAGCUUUAUUGUUGAAGUACAAUGGAAUCUCAAGUGGAUGUGUCACCAGGGAUGAAAAAAUAAAAUUAACACAUGACAACACUUCACACAAAUUCAGUUUAUUAAAAUCCAAUUAUAUGCACAGUAUAUAAGUCACACAAUUUAAACCAUGCUCCCUAUUCGUUCACAUUUUCCCUUUAAAUAAGUUAAUGCAUAAAUUAGUGAGGUUUAAAUAAAUAGCAUUCUUUUUUGAUUUAUACACAAGUCAAGAGAGGACGGGGAGGGAAUGAUGCAUAGCCAUUUUGAAAGUGCAAGACUUGCUAACUGCGAGGAUCUGCCAACUGCUUUUUGCCAGCAUUAAAAA